ACCCCGCACAUCUUGCCUUCUCCCCUCCCGCUCAACUCAACUUCUUUCCCCCAAAAAAUCUCACCUUCUUCCUCGCGAGCUCCACCAAUGGCCCCGAGCCGGAGACCCAAACCUGCUAUCAACGCCCAUCCUGAGGGGCCAGCCGGAGUCCCGAAAUCGACCCACUCCGCUGGCCUCAUGCAGGCGGCGCAGCGCAUCCACCGAGUCCGGGCCAACCUCCGGCUCCACGGCCCGCCCGCGCCGCCCGCCGCCGCCCACGAGGCCGGCCUCCGCGAGCUCAGCCUCCUCGACUUCGUCCGCCUCGACCUCCCCUCCUCCGGCGCCCCGCGCCCCGACCUCGUCGCCGAGCUCAUAGCCAACCACAGAUCCGUGAAAUUCGAUCUCGAGUCGAGCUCCGUCCGCGGCGCCAGGAUCGAUCUCUCCAUCGGCGCGUUCGCGGAGGCGCUCCGCCUCCCAUGGCCGCCCACCGAGCGUCCCCCGGCAGGCGUCGGCGUGGGCCUCGCCGUCGAGUCCGCCGCGGCGGUGGCGUUCGCCAAGGUGUACGUCAUGUCGCAUAUAGAAGCUGCUGUCAACAGGAAGGACCGUCACCCGCGGAGCCACCUGUUGCCUAACUUGGAGUGGGGCGGCGGCCAUGGGAUUAACUGGGCGACUCUGAUGUGGUGCGAAGCGAGGGACGAGAUGGCACACCUGGUUCAGAGGGACAGGAGUGACCAUGACUGCUACUAUGGCGCAUACCUGCAAAGGAUCAUUUGGUGGCAGAGGCCGGACCUCUUCCAGUUGCCGCCGGAGCCCGGUGCAUCACACGCCCAACAGGCGCUUGGCAGCGACCAAUCAGCUUCCGAUGAGAUCCAAACUCUCCGCUCGGAACUGCUGCUCAAGAUACAUCAGGUUGAGGUGAGAUCCAGGCAGAUCGAUUUGGCAUUAGAGAAGAUCGACGCCGCCUCCAAAGCCAUCGAUGCGACAUCCAAGAAAUUUGAUGAGAUAUCCAAGCAGCUGGAUGGGAGAUCAAAGCAGUUGGAUGCGAGGUCGGAGCAGCUCGGUGUGAUACCUGAACCAAACAUUGAGCACGAAGGGGACGCUCACGCGCUCAAGCAGGCGCUGGCUGCCAAGGAGAAAAAAAGAAAUGAUGACUUGCAAGAUGCCUGGAAUGCUCGGAAAGUGCUGAUGUUGGCCUUGCCCUCGGAUAAGUCUACAAAUGCUCAUGCACAUAUAGGUGUCAGAUGGAUGGGUGAGCUUGACCCAAGAGCGUUUGCAAAUGCUUGCAGCAAAAAUGCAGCACAACAGGAUGCACAAGUUAAUUAUGAUACUCUUUGCUCCAAGUGGCAAGAUGAAAUUGCAAACCCAAAUUGGCGCCCGUAUAGGGUAUUCACCGUUGAUGGUAAAGAGACGAGAAUUCUCUCCAAGGAUGACACCAAGCUUCAGAAGUUAAAAGAGGAGCAUGGUGAAGAAGUCUACGCCUUGGUAACAAAUGCACUGCUUGAGAUCAACGAGUACGACCCCCGCAGCCGCGUAGGUGUACCAGAGCUGUGGAACAAGAAGGACGGUCGGAGAGCAACACUGGAAGAAACCAUCCAGUUUGUCCUUGAACAGAAGCAGUCAAACAAGAGGAAGCGCUGAGGCCACUUAUGAUUUAUCUAUGAUCUAGGGUGCUGCUGCUUUUGGUUGCCAUGAGACUAUUCACACCUUGAACUUUAGACAUAGUGUAAUCGUAGUGCUAGUGGACUGUUUUGAGGUAUCAAUGGUUUACUGUUUCUUAGCCUUGACCCCCCUUUUGUCGGCUAAGUCGAUCGAGCUUAGCUAGAUUUUCUUGUUUUAGUGUUGGCAUGAAGCCAUGAAUGCUAGUACUAAUCUAAAAUGUUGAUUUGCUCCA
Triticum aestivum (bread wheat) is the source of this 1870-nucleotide messenger RNA. Its product is annotated as factor of DNA methylation 4. The coding region runs from base 88 to 1617 and encodes 509 amino acids. The record is from RefSeq and is a predicted model, not a curated record. Lineage: Eukaryota; Viridiplantae; Streptophyta; Magnoliopsida; Poales; Poaceae. The transcript has 3 exons. Gene Ontology annotation, biological process: gene silencing by siRNA-directed DNA methylation.